GCCGGCGCCCCGAGCCCCGGCCUCCCGCGCCAUGGCCCCUAUGGGCAUCCGCCUGUCCCCGCUGGGGGUGGCCGUGUUCUGCCUGCUGGGGCUCGGCGUGCUCUACCACCUGUACUCGGGCUUUCUGGCCGGCCGCUUCAGCCUCUUCGGCCUCGGCGGCGAGCCAGGCGGCGGCGGGGCGGCGGGGCCCGCAGCCGCGGCCGAUGGGGGCACGGUGGACCUCCGCGAGAUGCUGGCCGUGUCGGUGUUGGCCGCUGUUCGCGGCGGCGACGAAGUGAGGCGCGUCCGCGAGAGCAACGUCCUCCACGAGAAGUCCAAGGGGAAGACGCGCGAGGGAGCCGAGGACAAGAUGACCAGCGGGGACGUGCUGUCCAACCGCAAGAUGUUCUACCUGCUCAAGACCGCCUUCCCUAACGUGCAGGGGAAGGAACAUUGGCUUCAUAUGGUGAGCUGCUGGCAAUCAGCUGUAAUUGACAGGAGAAUUCUCAAACAAAACACCAAACAUUUAUUUUUCUUUUGCCCUACCCUACUUUAUCAUCACAAAUAAUACUUACCUUGUAUUUGCAUAGAUGUUAAGAUGUGCUUCUAAAGUAUUUUCUUUCUCCAAAACACGUGUUCUUUUCAGAGUUUGUGAAAGAAACAGGAGUUUCAGAGAAGCUGAUGGAGAAUAGUUAAAACAGUAGAAAAAAAUCUUUUUUUUUUUUUAAAGAUUUUAUUUAUUUA
Messenger RNA from Leptonychotes weddellii (Weddell seal), 723 nucleotides. The record is from RefSeq and is a predicted model, not a curated record. Lineage: Eukaryota; Metazoa; Chordata; Mammalia; Carnivora; Phocidae.